UCAAAUAUUGCCGCCCGGCCGCGUCAUCGUCAUUCGAAGAACGAACGAAACGCUUGCAAACUAGUUCUAGUGACGGCCGCCGAGUUAGCCAUGUUUCGAGCGCUAGUAGCUCGAGUGUCACCGGCGUGAAAAGACGCGUAUUGUGCCUUAUCAGUUCAAAACUCUUUACGUAAAAGUAUCGAUGUUUUUGAAUAAAAUACACAUAAAACGUAACUCGUGAUAGUGAAAAUUGUGUUCAAGUGCGACAAAUCAAGUGAUUCGACAAUCAAAAGUGUGAAUUUAUCUGUUUUAUCGUGGUUUUAAAACAAAAAUCGCGGGUAAAACUUUUGUAUUAACGGAACUGAAUCGUGUCGGAUUUUUCUGCUGAUAGUAUUGGGUUAUUCGCAUAAUGACUAUGUCGUGGUGACAACGGCGUGAUGAUGAGGCUCGACGCACCGGAGAAGCAGCACAGAUACCACAAUCUGUUGCACGACGACCAUGCCAUGCCACUGAGGAUGGAAAGCCACGGGGACCGCGACUCCAGGAGCUCCAGGGCGAGCGACUCGCCUGGAGACACCAUGAACGAUGUCUACGCUGCGUGGCAUGAGAUGCUAGAAGGUGAGGGUGCGGGGCUGGCAGCCAGGGUUGCUGAGCUGGAGGUGCGGUGUGCUCGUCAGGCCGAGGAGCUGCUAUGUCUCCGGUCAACCCUUGCUGAUGCCCUGAGGAGGCUCAACGCUCUCGAGGGUCGAGCCCCCACCGCACCCAGCGCGGGACAGAGAAAUGGUGCUUAUUCUGGUUCUACGGGUACCCCGACGAGGGAGCUCCGACUGAAGCAGCCUUCGUACCGGGAGACUGCCAAGAGGACCUCCAGCUACGGAUCCAAUAUAUCCUCACUACCACAAAGACGCGGACCUCAGCACCAAUCAACGGGUUCCCUGCAGUCGGACUCACCAGCAUCUUCCUCAUCUCUAUCACCAGCUCCAUCACCCUCGCCCCGCGCCACACCUGCACCACACCAUGCACCGUUACAACCUUACAGCAACCAGAGCGUCUCGCCCGGGGUCAACAACCUCACCAAGCGCUGGAACUCCACCGGAGACUUCAACGCCCAGGGACUGCUGCCUAGCACUAGAUUCACUACAACAAAGUCGUUGCUAAACUUAUAUUCUAAGCCGUCACAAAAUGGACCGAUUCUGAAACAUGGCACCCACACAUGUCAGUACAACGAGGAAGAUGGUACGAUGCGCAUGUACCUGCGAGGCCGGCCUGUGGUGCUGUAUGCUCCUAGUGAACAUGAAGGCCUGGACCCUGCGAAAGUCGCUCCACCACCACAGAGCAAAUUGAAGCUGGAAUGGGCCUAUGGAUACAGGGGCAAGGACUGCCGCAGCAACCUGUACCUGCUGCCGACUGGUGAGAUAGUGUACUUCGUGGCAGCCGUCGUGGUGCUGUUCAACGUGGAGGAGCAGUGCCAGCGCCACUACACCGGACACACUGACGACGUCAAGUGUCUGGCCAUACACCCCAACAAGCUCAUCGUGGCUAGUGGACAGUGUGCCGGACAUGACCGGCUUGAUGCCAGGCCCCACAUCCGCGUGUGGAACUCGGUGUCUCUGUCGACGCUGGCGGUGCUGGGCGCGGGGCACGUGGAGCGCGGCGUGCAGUGCGUGUCGUUCUCGCGCGCGGACGGGGGCGCGCUGCUCGCCGCCGUCGACGACGGGCCCGACCACACCAUCUCCGUCUGGGACUGGCAGAGGCCGGACAAGGGACACUGUCUGGCUGAGACUAAGUGCUCAGUAGACACGGUGGUAGCGUGCGAGUUCCACCCACUGGACCGCAACCAGAUAGUGACGUGCGGUAAGAACCACAUCGCGUUCUGGACGCUCGACCAGACCAACAUGCUGUACAAGCGGAUGGGGGUGUUUGAGACUCGGGACAAGCCUAAAUACGUCACCUGCCUCGGGUUUAACCAUAACGGCGACGUCCUAUCAGGCGACUCAAGCGGCAACAUAGCAGUGUGGGCUCGUGGCACUAACACGGUCGCCAAACUGGUCCGCGGGGUCCAUUCUGGCGCUGUAUUCUCACUGUGCGCUCUAAAAGAAGGCGGGGUCCUCUCUGCUGGAGGCAAGGACGGUCGCCUUGUACUAUUUGGGCCUGACUUGAGUCCCACGGGCCAGGAGGCCGCUAUAGAAGGCCACUAUGGAGGCAUCAGGGUCGUUGCUGAAGGAAGAGGAGACCAGCUCUACGUUGGGACCACUAGGAACUGUAUUCUGCAUGGCGAUAUGCAACUUGGAUUCUCGCCUGCUGUGCUUGGUCACGCGGACGAGGUGUGGGCGCUGGCGACGCACCCGACGCUGGCGCAGUUCGCGUCGGCCGGCUGGGACCGCCUGCUGCAGCUGUGGGACGGACUGUCGCACUGCACCGUCUGGAGCAAGGACAUCGAGGAGCGAGCGCAAUGCGUGGCGUGGUCGAGUGACGGCGGAGUGUUGGCCGUGGGCUGCCUCACUGGCAAGUGGCGCGUCUACGACCCGCACUCCAGGGACCUGCUGGCCGAGCAUACCGACGGGAGUGAGCCAAUCCAAACGAUUCAGUACUCUCCGGACAACUCCAUGGUAGCUCUAGGCUCUCGUGACAACUUCAUCUACGUAUACCGUGUCGAGGAUAACGGGGCUCGGUACAGCAGACUUGGGAAGUGUCUUGGCCACUCUAGCUACAUAACUCACUUGGACUGGUCGGAGGAUGGCCAGUACAUCAGGAGCAACUCCGGAGAUUAUGAGCUGCUUUACUGGAACGCCACAACCUGUCGUCAGAUUCCACAGCCGACAUCAAUGCGUGACGUGGUGUGGGCGACCAACACUUGUCCCAUCACGUUCCAGACUAUCGGGGUCUGGCCAGAGAACGCAGACGGCACUGAUAUUAAUAGUUGCACCAGGUCCCACGACAAUCGACUGGUGGCUACGGGUGACGAUUUCGGUAAAGUGAAGCUUUAUGCUUACCCAUCGCUGUGCCACCAAUACGGCGGUCACUCAUCCCAUGUGACGUGCGUUCGAUUCCUGCCUGAUGACUCGCGCCUCAUCUCCACUGGCGGCCUCGAUACCAGCGUGUUGCAGUGGGUCGUCGACUAAUUUUCUAACAGACGGAAAUAUACAAAACCGAGAUUUAUAUUAAGGGACAGAUAAAAUAAU
Spodoptera littoralis (African cotton leafworm) is the source of this 3161-nucleotide messenger RNA. Lineage: Eukaryota; Metazoa; Arthropoda; Insecta; Lepidoptera; Noctuidae. The record is from the annotation of a GenBank genome assembly.